Molecule: messenger RNA, 1893 nt
Organism: Leptonychotes weddellii (Weddell seal)
Lineage: Eukaryota; Metazoa; Chordata; Mammalia; Carnivora; Phocidae
Source: RefSeq, a predicted model, not a curated record
CACUGCCCUCCGAGGGGAGACCGAGCUGGGGGGCGGGGGAGCUGACUUCCACGACCUCUGAGGCUUUGUGCCCCCAGUGUCCUGGGCCCUCUCUGAAACUCGUUUUCCUUCAGUUCCUGGAAACCUGGGUCCCAGCUCACCGGCCCUGCCAGAUCUGCAUGUGCCUCAGUGGGCAGAAGGUCAAUUGCACGUCACAGCCCUGCCCCACGGCCAGAGCUCCCAUGUGCGGCCCGUGUGAAGUGGCCCGUCUCCACCAGAACGCAGAGCAGUGCUGCCCGGAGUAUGAGUGUGUGUGUGACCUGCUGAGCUGUAACCUGCCCCCGGCUCCUCCCUGUGAAGAUGGCCUCCAGAUGACCCUGACCAAUCCCGGCGAGUGCAGACCCAACUUCACCUGUGCCUGCAGGAAGGACGAGUGCAGAAGGGAGUCCCCGCCCUCUUGCCCCCCGCACCGGACACCAACCCUUCGGAAGACCCAGUGCUGUGAUGAGUACGAGUGUGCCUGCAACUGUGUGAACUCCACGGUGAGCUGCCCUCUGGGGUACCUGACCUCGGCCAUCACCAACGACUGUGGCUGCACCACGACAACCUGCUUCCCUGACAAGGUGUGUGUCCACCGAGGCACCAUCUACCCUGUGGGCCAGUUCUGGGAGGAGGGCUGUGACGUGUGCACCUGCACUGACUUGGAGGACUCUGUGAUGGGCCUGCGUGUGGCCCAGUGCUCCCAGAAGCCCUGUGAGGACAACUGCCGGUCGGGCUUCACUUACGUCAUCCACGAAGGCGAGUGCUGUGGAAGGUGUCUGCCAUCUGCCUGUGAGGUGGUCAUUGGUUCACCACGGGGGGACUCCCAGUCUCACUGGAAGAAUGUUGGCUCUCACUGGGCCUCCCCUGACAACCCCUGCCUCAUCAAUGAGUGUGUCCGCGUGAAGGAAGAGGUCUUUGUGCAACAGAGGAAUGUCUCCUGCCCUCAGCUGGAUGUCCCCAACUGCCCCAUGGGUUUCCAGCUGAGUUGUAAGACCUCAGAGUGUUGUCCCACCUGUCGCUGCGAGCCCCUGGAGGCCUGCAUGCUCAAUGGCACCAUCAUUGGGCCCGGAAAAAGUCUGAUGAUUGAUGUGUGCACGACUUGCCGCUGCACCAUCCAGGUGGGAGUCAUCUCUGGAUUCAAGCUGGAGUGCAGGAAGACCACCUGCGAGGCCUGCCCCCUGGGUUACAAGGAAGAGAAGAACCAAGGUGAAUGCUGUGGGAAAUGUCUGCCUACGGCUUGCACCAUUCAGCUAAGAGGAGGACAGAUCAUGACGCUGAAGCGUGAUGAGAUGCUCCAGGAUGGCUGUGAUAGCCACGUCUGCAAGGUCAAUGAGAGAGGAGAGUACAUCUGGGAGAAGAGGGUCACAGGCUGCCCACCCUUUGAUGAACACAAGUGUCUGGCUGAGGGAGGGAAAAUCAUGAAAAUUCCAGGCACCUGCUGUGACACAUGUGAGGAGCUGGAAUGCAAGGAUAUCACGGCCAGGCUGCGGUAUGUCAAGGUGGGAGACUGUAAGUCGGAAGAGGAAGUGGACAUUCAUUACUGUGAGGGUAAAUGUGCCAGCAAAGCCUUGUACUCCAUCGACACGGAGGAUGUGCAGGACCAGUGCUUCUGCUGCUCGCCCACUCGCACGGAGCCCAUGCAGGUGCCCCUGCGCUGCACCAACGGCUCCCUGGUCUACCACGAGAUCCUCAACGCCAUGCAGUGCAAAUGCUCCCCCAGGAAGUGCAGCAAGUGAGGCCGCUGCCCUGGACGCCUGCUGUCACCUGCCUCACCCGAGACCGGGCCUGCCAGAGCACGGCUGCUCGCUCCUCGUGCUCCGCUCUUGGGCGCUCCUGAGCCCACAAUAAAGGCCAAUCUCUCCCCCUGCAAAA